Molecule: messenger RNA, 2858 nt
Organism: Eupeodes corollae
Lineage: Eukaryota; Metazoa; Arthropoda; Insecta; Diptera; Syrphidae
Gene: eIF5
Product: eukaryotic translation initiation factor 5
Exons: 4
Coding region: 954-2330 (458 amino acids)
Biological process (GO): translational initiation; formation of cytoplasmic translation initiation complex; formation of translation preinitiation complex
Cellular component (GO): cytosol
Molecular function (GO): GDP-dissociation inhibitor activity; eukaryotic initiation factor eIF2 binding; translation initiation factor activity
Source: RefSeq, a predicted model, not a curated record
GGGGACUCACAUUGUUUUAUAUGACUUUUGAAAGAAUACUUGAAACACCAGUACACAAAGGAGCACCUCCAUCUCCACCUCAACGGAGCAAGUUAGUUAGAUCGUGCAUGAAUUCACAUAGGCGAUACUUAAGUCAUAGGACUUCAAAAUUUUCCAGCAACAGACACCGGAAGCUUCAACCUUUUAGAGAAACGUGAGGCAAUUAUUCUAAUAAAACGCCUGCGUUAACAAAUAAAAUAAUAUAAAAAUUAAUAAAAAAAAUUGAUGUAUUUAAAAACCAGAAAAAUUUUACAAAAAAACUAACAUAAAAAUUAUAAUUUAAAAUAAAAAAAAAAAAAAACACAAAAAUAAUAACAAAUUAAACUACUGUGUGUGGUUAACAAUAACAAAAUCAAACCAAAUUUUUGUCCUUUUGAACUCAAGGAAAAUUUAAGGAAGAAAUAAAAAUAAUUAUUUCUUAAUUACAAACUCAAAUAUAAUAUUUAAACAAAAAUUAUCACACAAAGCUUUAAUCUUAAAGCCAGAAACAAAACACAAAAACAAGCAAAUCAAACAAACUUCAUGAAUUUAAUAACAAAUAUCUACAGUAAAUCAAAAAAUAAAAAUUUAAAACCCUUAACCUCUUCAAGAGUGUUACGGCAGCUGCACACUAAUGUUAAAACAGAUCAAAUAGGGUCAAUAGCUUAAGCGCGCAGAGCGAGCUCCAAAAAGCCACAGAAAAGCAAAGAAGCAAGCAAGAUUAAGGAAGCUAUAGAAUUCCAAUAGGAAGCAGGAGAAAAUUAUAUCCAAAACGAAAGACAAAGCGGUAAAGUUUGAAAGGAAAAGUCCAAGAAGCUGUUUUGAAGAACGAAAAAAAAACACGAGAUCAAAUUUGAGAUCGUCAUUGAAGCACAAGAAUAAGAAUCAUUUUAAAUAAGAACUUAUAAACCUCGAUAAAGACAAGAAAUCUUAAGAUGGGUUCGGUUAAUGUCAAUCGUAAUGUCACUGACAUUUUCUAUCGCUACAAGAUGCCGCGCAUCAAUGCCAAGGUAGAAGGAAAGGGCAACGGCAUCAAGACUGUCAUUGUGAAUAUGGCUGAAGUUGCCAAGGCAAUCGGGCGCCCAGCCACUUACCCGACCAAGUACUUUGGUUGUGAACUCGGAGCUCAGACUCAAUUUGAUUAUAAGAAUGAACGCUUCAUUGUAAACGGCUCUCAUGACGCCACUAAACUGCAGGAUCUGCUCGAUGGCUUCAUCCGUAAAUACGUUCUCUGCCCGGAGUGUGACAAUCCUGAGACCGAUCUUACCGUUAACGCUAAGAACGGAUCUAUCUCGCAGUCAUGCAAGGCUUGUGGAUACCAUGGAUUACUGAAAAUUCACCACAAGGUGAACACUUUCAUUAUCAAGAAUCCUCCAACAAUCAAUCCGGCUACCCAAGGAUCGUCAUUAACUAAAGGCAAACGUGGAAGGAAUUCAAAGAAGAACGGCGAAAAUGGCAGCAUGUCGGACUCGGUAAACAAUUCGAUGGCUAACAACUCGGGCGACUCGGAUGGUGGCACUAACCAUGCCAGCCAGACGGAAGCCGAAAUAAACGCUGCCAUUCCAACAAAGGCCGAAGAUGAUGAUGACAAUUGGACAACUGACACCUCGGCUGAAGCCAUUCGCGCUCGUUUGCAAGACUUAACAGAUGGAGCCAAGACAAUGACCAUCUCCGAUGACUAUGAUAAGACAGAGAAAGAGCGCAUUGAUAUCUUUUACGAGUUGGUAAAGCGCAAGAUUGAUGAGAAUCAGCUAGACUCUGUUGCUGUCCAUAAGGAGUUGGCCAUUGAAGCUGAGCGCUUGGAUAUUAAUCACAAGGCCACUUUGGUAUUGGCUGAGUUGCUUUUCUCUGCUAACAUCACCAACGAGGUGCGCAAGCACCGUAAUCUUUUGUUGCGCUUCACUCAUAACAAUUCUAAGGCACAACGCUACUUGAUCGGUGGCAUCGAGCAAAUCAUCGCUUUGCACUCUGCCAAGCUAAUGGACAAAGUUGCUGGAAUUCUCAAACUCUUCUACGACAUCGACAUCCUCGAGGAGAAAGCCAUUCUUGAUUGGGCCCAAAAAGUGAGCAAGAAGUACGUCUCCAAGGAGGUUGCCGCCGAAAUCCACGAAAAGGCAAAGCCUUUUAUUCAAUGGUUGCAGGAGGCCGAGGAGGAGGACUCCUCUCAAGAUGAAGAUGAUGAUUCCGAUUUGGAGAUCGAAUAUGAUGAUCGUGCUCACAUUCAGCCAAUGAAGAAGGCUCCAGCUCCUUCAGCCAAGAAAAUCAUCGAUGAUGACGAUGACGGUGAAGAAAUCGACAUUGAUGGCAUCUAAAUGACGUGGCUGUGCAAAGACCUACUUUCUGUAGUACUGCUCUUUUUUAUGUUUCAUUUGUUGAUAAUUUAAAAAAAAAUCUAUUUCUAACUCUCAAGAUAGUUAAAACACUUUUUCUCCUUUCCUCUCCUAUACAUAUAUACUUCUAUCUAUAAACAUGUUACUUUUUUCCUUGAAAUUGGAUUUGGUUUGAAACAUUUAGUAUUUGUGGUUAUAAUAAAAACAUUACAAUCUUUUUAUUUAAAAUAUUUUUACAUCAAUGUCAAAUUAAAAAAAAAAAACAGUAGAUUACAAUACUUUUCUCAAUUUUUAAAAUUUUAUUUUGAAAUCAAUACGUAAUGUAAUGAUAUAUUCUUCUUUUAAAAUACAAAUUUCAAUUCAUUUGAUGAACACAACAUAACACACGUAUAUAGAUAUAUAAACCAAUAUAUUUUUUGCAGUUUCUUAUAUACAUGUAUAAUUAUAAAUUAAUUCAAAGAUUUUUAAUAUGUUUCGGAUUACAAAUAAAUAAUAAUAAAAUGAACAAAA